GGGAGAAAAAGAGGAGGUGGGAGAGUGCGUUAGCAUCUGUUGGUUUUUAGUUCUGGCUGACAAAAGCUGGAAGACAGACAGAGCGUAGUAUCUCUACACAGACACACAAGUGCACGGGAGCCAACGUGGAGCAGACGCUAGAGAGAGCUUGUCUUCACUACCACACACUCACACACACUCAGAGAGUAGCGACCAGGCGCUAACCCAGAGAGAAACAGUAUUUUUACUAUUUCGCUCUCACCGGUGAGAAGCUAUUCCUCAGCAGAGCAGCAUAAUACAGUCAGUUUGAAGCCAAAAUCCAUGAUCUUCGGGAGCAGAUGAUGAACAGUAGAAUCAGCUCAGGCUCUGGCUCUCUACGGACCAGCCAGAAAAGAACGCUCUACGUCAGGGCUCUGUUUGACUAUAACAGGACAAAGGACUCUGGGCUGCCCAGCCAGGGACUUAACUUCCACUUUGGAGACAUCCUUCACGUGGUGAACACCUCCGAUGACGAGUGGUGGCAGGCGAGGCACAUGACCCACAAAGAAGAGGUAGAUGAGGUCGGAGUCAUCCCCAGCAGGAGGAGGGUAGACAGAGCGCGGUUAAAGACUGUCAAAUUCAAUGCCAGGUCUCAAGACAAAGGGGUCCCUGACGACAAAGCACUGAGUGGCCAGGAGGAGUACGUCCUGUCCUACGAGCAAGUCACACAGCAGGAAGUGAACUACACACGGCCCGUCAUCAUCCUGGGGCCAAUGAAGGACCGUAUCAACGAUGACCUCAUCUCAGAGUUCCCUGACAAAUUUGGGUCCUGUGUCCCACACACAACCAGACUAAAACGGGAUUACGAGGUUGAUGCCAGAGACUACCAUUUUGUGGUGUCCAGGGAGCAGAUGGAGAAAGACAUCCAGGAUCACAAGUUCAUCGAGGCAGGCCAGUACAACCACCAUCUGUAUGGAACCAGCGUCCAGUCUGUACGGGAUGUCGCUGAGAAGGGGAAGCAUUGCAUCCUGGAUGUUUCAGGCAACGCCAUCAAACGACUACAGUCGACCAUGCUCUACCCCAUCGCUAUUUUCGUCAAGCCCAAGUCUGUGGAGAAUAUCCUAGAGGUAAAUAAGAGGCUAACAGAGGACCAGGGGAGGAAGAUGUUUGACAGAGCCAUAAAACUGGAUCAGGAGUUCACUGAGCACUUCACUGCUAUAGUCCAGGGGGACUCUCUGGAGGAGACUUAUAACACGGUGAAGAGGAUCAUCGAGGAGCAGUCAGGACCCUUCAUCUGGGUGCCUGUCAAGGAGAAGUUGUGAAAGGAGGACAGAAGAUAUUACCCUUAUUUUCUUUAAGUGGUCUUCAUGUCUUCUCUGAUUUUACGUAUUUUUAUUUUUACCAACCUGGCCUGCUGUGAUCGCUGGCCCUCUUGCCCGGAGCUUAGCACCCCCCUCCUACACAUACAUGCGUAUAUAUAUAUAUACACAUACACACACACACACACACACACACGUCUCCAUCUUUCUCUCACACACACACACCGCCCUGCUCCCCUCUGUCACACUGGCUAGAGAGCUGAUCACGCGUUGGAGUUGAAGAUCUAUCUUUCUCUCUCUCACACACACACACAAAAUGAUUUAAUGCUGUCUCUUCCUCUCACACACAAACAUACACUCUCUGGGGUUUUAUUGGGCUGUCUCUGACAUGGGUUUGGACCUUGUCUCUGGAUGUUUUUCUUGCUUAUGGGGAGAUUUUUUUAUGUUGGUACAAUUCCUUAAUGUUUAAGGAACAUGAUUUAGAUGCAAUAUUAAUUAUAUAUAUUUUUUCCCCCUUUUGUCAUGUAUAGGUUCAUCAAAGGAAAUGACAUGAGGCAAAACUUAGCAUGUUAUAGCUUUAAAGAGCAUGUCUCGGACAAUUUUGAUUAUUUUCUUGUCACGUUUUUGUUCUUUGUUUCUCAUUUAGACUUGUAUCUGAACUGCAAUACUCAUAGCCAUUAUUUUCACAUGUUGUAUAUCCAUACACACCAACUGCGUCUCUGCUCAUCUGAAGCAGCCAUACAUACCUGUUUUAGUCUUUUCGAACCGCAGAGGUAACUAGGUGAGUAGUUUUCUAUCAUUAGCCGCCUUCGUUCACUACGAUCCAUGAUGGUUUUAAUCUAUUCAUGUCACUAAGCUUUUGGGGGGUCUACUUCCCGAACAGAAAUGGAGUGAAUGAAUGAAUGGCUGUUUUUGAACUGACUCCAGGUGUCCAUGUAUUAAUUUUAGAAGCAAAACACUGAUGCAAAAUAAUGAAUUGUACACUGAGAUUUUAACUGAUAUUUAACCUUCAGUCUACUGCCUAUUUUGUUAUAAUAAAAUGUCUAUAUUGAGCUUUACUUAAACUCUUACAGAUA
Salvelinus sp. IW2-2015 is the source of this 2353-nucleotide messenger RNA. NCBI's taxonomy places the organism in Eukaryota, Metazoa, Chordata, Actinopteri, Salmoniformes, Salmonidae. The record is from RefSeq and is a predicted model, not a curated record.